AUGAUGAAAGAUUAUUUCAUCAAGCGCCCGAGAUUUCCUACUCAUGAUUUUCGGAGGUGGUUUUGGAUGAGGAGAGAGCUUUUUGAAAGCAUCUUAAAUGCAGAUGUCAAUCAUGACCACUGCUUUGCAAGGAAGAUAUAUGUCAUAGGCCAACGAAGUUUAUCACCUCAUCAGAAGCUCACAUCUGCAUUUCGGAUGCUAACUAAUGGGUGUUCUGCUGACUCAACUGAUGAGUAUUGCCGACUUGCGGAGAGUACUACUAUUGAGAACCUAAAGAGCUUCUGUCAGGCAAUUCAAGCCAUAUAUAGAGCCACAUACCUCUGCAAGCCAAAUUGUGAAGACUUAAAAAGGUUUCUACGCAAGGCAGACAAAAGAGGCUUCCUUAGCAUGAUAGGAAGUCUCGAUUGUAUGCAUUGGGAGUGGAAGAAUUGCCCUACUGGUUGGGCUGGCCAAUUCAGGGGCCGUCAUAACAAGCCAACCAUCGUGCUGAAGGUUAUGGCGUCUUACGACUCAUGGAUUUGGCAUGCAUUCUUCGGUGCUCCUGGAUUAAACAACGAUAUCAACGUUCUUUGGUCUUCUCCUAUGUUCGAUGAUGUUGUGAAUAGAUAG
Messenger RNA from Pyrus x bretschneideri (Chinese white pear), 609 nucleotides. RefSeq lists its product as uncharacterized. The record is from RefSeq and is a predicted model, not a curated record. NCBI's taxonomy places the organism in Eukaryota, Viridiplantae, Streptophyta, Magnoliopsida, Rosales, Rosaceae. The transcript has a single exon. Bases 1 to 609 code for a protein of 202 amino acids.